AUGGACGGUCCUCUCCGCCGCCCAGCGGGGAUCCUCGGCUCCCCCCCGGCUUCUGGGAACCAGCCUGCGGGCUCCGACAUGAUCACCUCCAGCAAGCCUCUCGCUUUCUCCAUCGACCGGAUUAUGGCCAGGACGCCUGAGCCAAAGUCGAUACCGCUCCCCAGCUGGUUCCAGCCGGCUCCCGUGGGGAAACCCGACAUGUGUCCGUCCUCUCUGCACUGCAUGAUCCCGCUGGUGCCGCUCGGGUACGAGCCGGGCCACCGGCUCAACAUCACCGGGCUGGACCCCAACCACUUCGACGCGUCUGCUCACACUCCCACCGACUUUCUGGGCUUUGGCUUGAACUAUAAGAGCCAGCAGGAAGAUCUGAACCAGACGGCCGGCCAGUACAAACUCUUCCGGCCCCGGGUGGUCAACCAGUCGUCCUUCCCUACCAUGGGGGCUGUUUGCUACCUGAACUGCGGGGAGAGCGGCUGUCCUCCCCCGGCCGGCCUGGUCAACCUGCACCCCAUGGCCUCCUACCUGCUCACCGCCCGGCACAAAGCCUUCUUGGCGGAGAAGAGCAAGCCGGGCCAGACGGGGGAGCGGUACCCGUCCGGGGUGGCCUUCAAGGAGCUGUCGCAGAGCCAGAUCCAGCACUACAUGAAGGAGCGGGACCAGAUCCUGUCCGACAAGAUCUUCAAGGGCUCCGCGGCCCGGCUGAGCGGCUCCUGCCCGGGCAGCAAACCCAAAGUUUUCACCUGCGAGGUUUGUGGGAAGGUGUUUAAUGCUCACUACAACCUCACGCGCCACAUGCCCGUGCACACUGGCGCGCGCCCGUUCGUGUGUAAAGUGUGCGGCAAAGGCUUCCGGCAGGCGAGCACGCUCUGCCGCCACAAGAUCAUCCACACUCAGGAAAAACCGCACAAGUGCAACCAGUGCGGGAAAGCCUUCAACCGGAGCUCGACCCUCAACACGCACACGCGCAUCCACGCGGGAUACAAGCCGUUCGUGUGCGAGUUCUGCGGGAAAGGAUUUCACCAGAAAGGAAACUACAAGAACCACAAGCUGACCCACAGCGGCGAGAAGCAGUUCAAGUGCUCGAUCUGCAGCAAAGCGUUCCACCAGGUGUACAACUUGACCUUCCACAUGCACACACACAACGACAAGAAGCCCUUCACCUGCCCGACCUGCGGCAAGGGCUUCUGCAGGAACUUUGACCUGAAGAAACACAUCAGGAAGCUGCACGACCCGUCCGGCCCUCAGUCGCCGCUCAGGCCUGACGCCAACUAA
This is a messenger RNA of Myripristis murdjan (pinecone soldierfish), 1272 nucleotides long. RefSeq names its product FEZ family zinc finger 1 (gene fezf1). Gene Ontology annotation, biological process: regulation of gene expression. The record is from RefSeq and is a predicted model, not a curated record. The transcript has 4 exons. Bases 1 to 1272 code for a protein of 423 amino acids. NCBI's taxonomy places the organism in Eukaryota, Metazoa, Chordata, Actinopteri, Holocentriformes, Holocentridae. Gene Ontology annotation, cellular component: nucleus.